Molecule: messenger RNA, 3480 nt
Organism: Magnolia sinica
Lineage: Eukaryota; Viridiplantae; Streptophyta; Magnoliopsida; Magnoliales; Magnoliaceae
Exons: 9
Coding region: 467-3202 (911 amino acids)
Cellular component (GO): nucleus; cytoplasm
Molecular function (GO): protein-folding chaperone binding; protein dimerization activity; DNA binding
Source: RefSeq, a predicted model, not a curated record
GUCCUGCAGCAAGUGGCAGCGCCCCCGAGUCCCGAGUCUCAUGAGUCCAAGACUCGACGGUCAAGGCAACGUAAGAGGUAUGCGCAAUACGCACCGAGGCGCAACAUAGCACUAGUUCCAUUUAUUCUAUUCUAUACGCUCGAAAUACGAAAGAAAAAGACCCGACGAAAAUCCACGGAGGAAAUGCAGGUCGAUGACGCGCGGGAGCUCCUAGGGUUUUCAUCCGAUUCUCAUCCCACUCCAUCUCAGAUUUCAGAAGCAUACUCAUGCCUGCAGGCUGUUUUGCCUGAGGAAUUUGUUUGAGGGUUUUGGGGAAGCAAGUGUGGCCCCAACUUGCUGCGCUGGACCUCAAAAGGGGAAAUAAGCAGGACUUUGGAACUUGAAUGGGAUAUUCAGCCAUUCGAGCAAGCAAACCAAACAAGAAAGAGGGAACUUUGUUGCUGCAUGACAUUUUGAGGUUGAAAAGAUGGCCCCACUUCGAACGGCAGGAUUCGAUCCAGGAUGGGAACAUGGUGUUGCCCAGGACACAAGAAAGAAAAAAGUGAAAUGCAAUUAUUGUGGGAAAAUAGUUAGUGGUGGUAUAUAUCGAUUAAAACAACAUUUAGCUAGACUUUCGGGGGAAGUUACACAUUGUAAAAGGGCUCCAGAGGAAGUACAUCUGAAAAUGAAAGAAAAUCUGGAGGGAUAUCAGGCUAGCAAGAAAAAACGCAAAUCUGAUGAAGAACAAGCAACUAUUGGUUUACACUCUAAUAAUGAUGGCAUUAAGGAAGAAAAGCCUGUGGACUACCGGCCCAGGGGGAAACAGGCAAUUGCUGAUAAGGGCAUGGCAAAAAAUUUGGCACCGCUUCGAUCGUUAGGCCUUGUUGAUCCUGGAUGGGAACAUGGUGUUGCUCAAGAUGAGAGGAAGAAGAAGGUUAAAUGCAAUUACUGUGAAAAAAUAGUUAGCGGCGGUAUAAACCGAUUCAAACAACAUCUAGCUAAGAUUCCUGGUGAAGUUGCACCUUGUAAAAAGGCUCCUGAGGAAGUAUUUCAUAAAAUUAAAGAAAAUAUGAAAUGGCACCGUAGUGUUAGGAGACAGAGGCAACCUCAAGGUAAAGAAACUUCAACUUUCUAUAGGCAGUCAUUUACUGAUCAUGAUGAUGAUGGCAAUGAUGACAAUGAUGUUGAAGAAGCUGUAGAUGGUAGAAGUAAGGAAAAGCAGAUUAUUGAUGAUAAAAUUUUUACUCCCACUGGUAAAGCCACUGGAAAAAGAUCUAGUAGGGGCAGGCCACCAAGCAGUGGCACUUGCAGUACAGAACCACAACAUAAAAAGUUGAAAUCAGAUUAUAUUCAUGCAAUGUUGCUAAAUAGUGGCAGACCAUCAUCCAACAAGGAAACAAAACUAAAGACAUGUUCAAACCGAAAAGCUCUGAAGGAAGUGAUCUCUGCAAUCUGCAAAUUUUUCUAUCAUGCUGCUGUACCAUUUACAGCUGCCAGCUCCCCAUAUUUUCAGAAGAUGCUGGAUUUGGUUGGUCAAUAUGGCCCAGGUUUGAAAGGCCCUUCUGGUAGAAUGAUUUACGGUCAGUUUCUCCAGGAUGAAAUUGCAACCAUUAAACAAUGUCAAGUGGAAUUCAAAGCUUCUUGGGCAAUCACCGGCUGCACUAUCAUGGCAGAUAGUUGGGAAGAUGUGCAGGGUAGGACACUAAUCAAUCUUUGGGUAUCUUGCCCACGCGGUGCAUACUUUGUCUUGCAUGUCGAUGCUUCCAAUAUCAUAGAAGACGCCACAAGUCUUUUUAGACUGUUGGAUAGAGUUGUGGAGGAAGUGGGUGAGGAAAACGUGGUGCAGGUGGUCACUGGAAAUACUGCAAGCUAUAGGGCUGCUGGGAAGUUGCUAGAGGAGAAGAGGAGGAGUUUAUUUUGGACACCAUGUGCAGCCUACAGCAUUGAUCGAGUACUUGAAGAUCUUGUGAAGAUAAAAUGGGUGAGUGAGUGCAUGGACAAAGGCAAAAAAGUUACAAAGUUCAUAUAUAAUUGCAGUUGGCUGUUAGAUCUCAUGAGAAAAGAAUUUACAGAAGGUAGAGAUAUUGUUAGGCCAGCUGUUACGAGGUAUGCCACUAGUUUCAUUACUUUACAGAGCUUGUUGGACCAUAAGGCCUGUCUUAAAAAGAUGUUUCAGUCAAACAAAUGGACUUCAUCUCAUUUUGCGAAACUAGAUGAAGGUAAGGAAGUCGAGAAGAUUGUCUUAAACUCUACAUUCUGGAAGAAGACGCAAUAUGUAUGCAAGUCCGUGGCCCCAAUCAUGGAAGUGCUUCAGAAGGUGGAUAGUGACGAAGGCCUAUCAAUGGCAUCAAUUUAUAACAACAUAUACGGAGCUAAGCUUGCUAUUAAAGUUGUUCAUGGUGAUGAUGCACGGAAAUAUGGGCCAUUUUGGAGUGUAAUAGACAACCAUUGGAAUUCGUUGUUCCAUCAUCCUCUCUAUGCAGCAUCGUACUUUCUGAAUCCAUCGUACCGCCACCGUUCCGAUUUCUUAGCGCAUCCUGAGGUAAUUCGUGGUCUAAAUGAAUGUAUAGUUCGACUAGAACCAGAUAAUGGAAGGAGAGUUUCUGCAUCUAUGCAGAUUUCUGAUUUUGUUUCCGCAAAAGCAGAUUUUGGAUCUGAACUGGCUAUAAGAACUAGAACAGAGCUUGAGCCAGCUGCUUGGUGGCAACAACAUGGGAUUAAUUGCUUACAGCUCCAGCGGAUUGCCAUACGCAUAUUAAGCCAGAGAUGCUCUUCGUUUGUUUGCGAACACAGCUGGAGUUCAUUUGAUCAGAUGCAUAGUAAAAUGCGGAAUCGUCUGUCUCAGAAAAGAUUGAAUGACCUUAUCCAUGUCCACUACAACUUGCGCCUCAGGGAACGGCAAUUAAGGCGAAAUCUUGAUGAAUCCAUCUCCCUGGAUACCAUCUUGUUAGAAAGCUUAUUGGAGGAUUGGAUUUUAGAGACAGAGAAGCCAGCUUUCCAGGAAAAUAAGGUGAUUCCUUAUAAUGAGAUGGAACAGGCUGAGGCAAAUGAAAACAGGGCGAAAGAGAAUGGAGUUGUUAAAGCAGAGGCAAAUGAGCCUAUGGAUACAGAUAAUCUGGGUGUAGUCGAACCGCUACAGGUUCAUCAUCCUGUUGCUAUGAUUGCCAUUGCCGACAACAACGAUGAUGAUCUUGAUUUUCUUGAUGAUGGUUUGAGCGAUUAGUAGAUUUAAAGUUCACGUGUUCAUGCCACGCGAUCAAAUGAACUGCUAAAUCAAUGAGUAACUUAUGCAAUAACUGUUAAUUGUUAAUGAAAGGAAAAUUUGAUUGUGUAUGCUAUGUAAUUUAUUAAUUUGAAGUUACUCACAUAGCUGAGUUGAGUUACUGGUUCUGCUUCAUCUGUCACUGUCUUCUUCUAAUGCUGUCACAUUAUGGGAGUUAAUCGACCUGUGCGCUACUGACUAGAUUGGUGGCAUUUGACAAUCAAAAGCUUAUUUCUGCA